This is a messenger RNA of Hippocampus zosterae (dwarf seahorse), 1508 nucleotides long. RefSeq names its product cyclin-dependent kinase 20 (gene cdk20). Gene Ontology annotation, molecular function: cyclin-dependent protein serine/threonine kinase activity; ATP binding. Gene Ontology annotation, biological process: protein phosphorylation. Lineage: Eukaryota; Metazoa; Chordata; Actinopteri; Syngnathiformes; Syngnathidae. Gene Ontology annotation, cellular component: nucleus. The coding region runs from base 175 to 1227 and encodes 350 amino acids. The record is from RefSeq and is a predicted model, not a curated record. The transcript has 9 exons.
AACAGAACGAAGAAGAACGCGUGUUGACUGCGAACCCCUCGAUAAACAAGUCGCUCCGACCUAAUAAUUCAGUCGAUCUUCAACCAGACCACCUGGUUAAGAUAUGUAACUACACACCAACGCGAGUUUAAAAGAUGACGUAUACAGUACACACACAAAACGGCAGGUGACACAAUGGAGCAGUACAGCAUUCUGGGUCGCAUCGGCGAAGGCGCUCAUGGCAUCGUGUUCAAGGCCAAACACGUGGAGACCGGAGAGACGGUGGCGCUGAAGAAGGUGGCUCUCAGACGUCUGGAGGACGCCAUUCCCAACCAGGCCCUGAGGGAGAUCAAGGCCCUGCAGGAGAUUGAGGACAAUCAGCACGUGGUGAGGCUGAAGGACGUCUUUCCGCACGGCACCGGUUUCGUCCUGGUCUUCGACUUCAUGUUGUCCGACCUCUCGGAGGUCAUCCGUAACGCCCGGCGACCCCUGACCCCGGCGCAGGUCAAAGGUUACAUGUUGAUGCUGCUGAAAGGUGUGGCCUUCCUGCAUAACAACAACAUCAUGCACCGGGACCUGAAGCCCGCCAACCUCCUCAUCAGCUCGUCGGGGCACCUGAAGAUUGCAGAUUUUGGUCUGGCCCGCCUCCUCAGCCAGCAGGAGGAACGACUCUACAGCCACCAGGUGGCCACCAGGUGGUAUCGUGCUCCCGAGUUGCUGUACGGCGCCAGAAAGUACGACGAAGGCGUCGACCUUUGGGCCGUGGGUUGUAUUUUCGGAGAGCUGCUGAAUUCGUCUCCUCUGUUUCCCGGUGAGAAUGACAUCGAGCAGCUGUGUUGCGUCCUGAGGGUGCUCGGAACGCCCACCCGGGACACCUGGCCUGAGAUGGCCCAGUUGCCGGACUACAAUAAAAUCACCUUCAAGGAGAAUCCCGCCGUCCCGUUGGAAGAGAUCGUUCCCGACUCCUCCCCCCACGCCGUCAGCCUGCUGCGCAGCUUCCUGGUUUACCCAUCCGAGCGCCGAUGUCCCGCCCAGCAGGCUCUCCUCCAUCCGUAUUUCUUCCACUCGCCUCUUCCCGCCCACCACUCGGAGCUGCCCAUCCCCCAGAGGGGGGGCGGCGCCGGCGGCGGCGGGCACCAGCACCACCCGCGGCCGCAGGCGGCGCCCGCCGACUUCUCCGUGGACCUCCCCCUGAAGAGCAGCUUGGUCCGGCCCGCGCAGCUGCGGGGCCACGCCUCCUGCCUGUGAUUGGUCCAAAAACACUGUGGGGCCACGCCUCCUGCCUGUGAUUGGUCCAAAACACUCUGCGGGGCUACGCCUCCUGCCUGUGAUUGGUCCAAAGCACUCGAACCUCCAAAUUUCAAAGUGAUUUCAACCCGGAGACGACAGGCUCCGCCCACCACUGUCAACUUUCCCCACGUGAUCAAGAAGAGGAGUGUUUGCGUUUCACCAAAACACACACACACACACGCGUGUUUACGUGUAUGGCUUCUGAGAAGAAGUUUUAAAGGUUCUUUCACGACAAGCAA